Musca vetustissima is the source of this 3177-nucleotide messenger RNA. It is a transcript of the gene Hr38, whose product is annotated as probable nuclear hormone receptor HR38. The transcript is spliced from 6 exons. Gene Ontology annotation, cellular component: nucleus; transcription regulator complex. The annotation marks the transcript as partial. The record is from RefSeq and is a predicted model, not a curated record. Gene Ontology annotation, biological process: cellular response to corticotropin-releasing hormone stimulus; retinoic acid receptor signaling pathway; regulation of transcription by RNA polymerase II. NCBI's taxonomy places the organism in Eukaryota, Metazoa, Arthropoda, Insecta, Diptera, Muscidae. Gene Ontology annotation, molecular function: nuclear glucocorticoid receptor binding; zinc ion binding; RNA polymerase II cis-regulatory region sequence-specific DNA binding.
GUGCAGCAUUUAACACCAGCGCCAAUUUACAAGAAGAACGUGCAGCAGCACCACCAGCAACAACACCGACCACGACACCCACAACUGCUACAAGUGGGAUAGUAGUAGUGGCGGCGGCGGCGACAACGUCAAAUUCUGAUUUAACAACGGCAGUAAAUACAAGCACAACAACAACUACAAUACCUUUGAAUAGAAGUUCACCCAGUAAGACAUCAGGAACAGCAACAGCAGCAACAACUACACCACCGAAGAUCUCAGCAAUAACAAAUGCAAACACGGCUCAAACGGAACAAACAGCAGCGACAUCGCCAAUCGUUAACCCAACAACAGCAGGGGCAGCAACAACAACAUCCAUAUCAAUUUCUAGCGUAAAGUCUUCUCCUUCUGGCUCCUCCUCAGCAUUGGUCUCCUAUUCCACGGCCUCUAAUAGAUCCCUAAGCAAUAACAACAGCAACCACAACAAUAAUAAUUCGAAGACACGUCUAGCGAACGUUACAACCACCACAAGCAUGUUACUAUUGCAACCAAAUAACACUUUCGGUACUCUUUCUCCGUUUGAUAGCUUUUCCUCGCAAACUGGCAAUCAACACCAUCAGACGGCACAACAUCAACAGCAGCAACAACAACAACAUCAGCACCAUCAGACGGCACAACAUCACCAGCAGCAACAUUCGCAUCAUCAUCAGCAUCACCAACAUCACAGUGCAGCAGCAACAACAGCAACGUUGGCUGGCAACACCACUUCUCAUCACUUAUCGGUGGCCACCGAAGAUCACUUAAUCGGCAAUCUAACCGAUACCACCACCUCCGAACAUUCAGAGUUAAUUGAUCACACCUUUAAUCAGCUAUCCGAUUUAUUUUUUCCUACCGAUUCGAAUCAAUCGUUGCUGUCACCAACCCUGGAUAGUAAUCCCAGUCGAGAAGCAGACUCCUCAACUGAGGAUAUCACUUCGUCCCUUGAGAAUCUAACAAAAUUAACGUGCCUCCGUGAAAAACGUCUAUCAUCGAUACCCGAACAACAUAGUGUACGAACUGCGAAUUCGGAAGCCGAUCAUAACUCCUCGUUGUGUUUUGAUCGUUCAACGCCACAGGAAAUUGGUUUACUGAGUUUACGGUCAAGCAGUGAUCCAGCCAUAGCCUUACAUACCCUACAAGAACGCCAGCAAACUGCAGGUGGUGGUACCACAAGAGGAGGAGAUCCUUUACUAUCACCUCUGGGUGGGCCAUUAUCCCUGCCCAGUUUCGAAGAAACCUAUUCGCUCAAAUACGGAACAACAACACCCACAGGUUCGGCCAGUACCGUUUCGGCCAGUGAUCUACAAAUAAAAAUGGAUGAAGAUUGUUUCCCGCUCAACACCUCGUCGGGAGAGGGUAUUGGUGGUCCGGCAUUAAAUCAGGCUCAAUCACAUCAUCAGCACCAUCUACACAAUCAACAACAGCAGCAUCACCAUUCUCAGCUAGGUAACAAUCACAAUAGUUUAUUGGGAAAUCCGCAGCAGCAACAAUCGACGCAACAACAGACCCAUCUUCCACAGCAGUCCCACCACCACCAACAUCAUCCGGCCCAGCAGCAGCAACAACAGAAUUCCAAUAAUUUCAGUUAUCAUGGCCAUUUUAAUGCCAGCACAACACCAGCCUCCUCCACAUCGUCGGUCUCAUCAUCGCCCUAUGAAUUCACCAAUGGCAAUGAGACUUCGGGAAGUUUUAAUGCCACCACAACGGGAGAGAAUUUCUAUCAUCAGUACCAUCUCAAUACGCAACCAAAUAACUACCAUUCAUCGACAGCGGAACGUUACAGCCUUCCAACAUUUCCCACCAUGUCCGAAUUGGAAGCGGCCACAGCUGUGGCAUCUGCUGCCGCCUUGGCACCAUUGCGACGUGCCUCUCUACCCGUCAAUCGUUCCGAAUCUCCGCUCAGCAAUCAUAGUCCAAAGCUUCCUAAAUUGGUAAUAGGUUCCACGAAUUCGACACUGCAUCACAAGCAUACACAUUCACAGCUGUCAAGUGCACCAAGUUCCGCCUCGAAUUCUCCCAGUGUACGACAACAGACAGCAACUCCGAUUCUACACCAUCACCAAAUGAAUCAAUCCGCCGCAUCAGAUAUGCUUAAUGGUCGGGUUAUACCCACCCCGCCGUCUCAGCUGUGUGCCGUGUGCGGAGAUACGGCCGCGUGUCAACAUUACGGUGUUCGCACCUGUGAAGGUUGUAAGGGCUUCUUUAAGCGUACCGUCCAAAAAGGUUCCAAAUAUGUUUGUUUGGCCGAUAAAAAUUGUCCCGUCGAUAAACGGCGUCGUAAUCGCUGUCAAUUUUGUCGUUUCCAAAAAUGUCUAGCCGUCGGUAUGGUGAAAGAGGUGGUGCGCACCGAUUCGCUAAAGGGCAGACGUGGUCGAUUGCCCUCAAAACCAAAAUCUCCACAAGAAUCACCACCCUCGCCACCAGUGUCACUGAUAACAGCAUUGGUGCGUUCUCAUGUCGAUACCACGCCAGAUCCAUCUUGCCUUGACUAUUCCCAAUAUCGUGAACCUAGCCAAGAGGAUUUGCCGUUGGUAAUGAGUGAAGCGGAAAAGGUACAACAAUUCUAUAAUCUCCUAACCACAUCGGUGGAUGUUAUAAAACAAUUUGCUGAGAAAAUACCCGGCUAUUCGGAUCUCACACCAGAAGAUCAAGAAUUAUUGCUGCAAUCUGCCUCCCUGGAAUUGUUUGUAUUGAGGCUAUCGUAUCGUGCCCGAAUCGAUGAUACCAAAAUGACAUUCUGUAAUGGCAUUGUUUUGCAUCGCAGCCAAUGUCAACGUUCCUUUGGCGAUUGGCUGAAUGGGAUUUUGGAGUUUAGCAAAAGUCUUCAUAGCCUAGAAAUUGACAUAUCUGCAUUUGCGUGUUUGUGUGCUCUGACACUGAUAACGGAACGCCACGGCCUGCGGGAACCGAAAAAAGUCGAACAGUUACAAAUGAAAAUUAUUGGCAGUCUGCGGGAUCAUGUCACCUACAAUGCUGAGGCUCAAAAGAAACCCCAUUAUUUCAGUAGACUAUUGGGCAAGUUACCUGAAUUGCGAUCACUUAGCGUACAAGGUCUACAACGGAUAUUCUAUUUGAAAUUGGAAGAUUUAGUGCCAGCACCAGCCCUAAUUGAGAAUAUGUUUGUGGCCAGUUUGCCGUUUUAAACGUACAACCAAAAUCCCA